Messenger RNA from Olea europaea var. sylvestris, 2530 nucleotides. Its product is annotated as calmodulin-binding receptor-like cytoplasmic kinase 3. The record is from RefSeq and is a predicted model, not a curated record. Gene Ontology annotation, molecular function: ATP binding; protein kinase activity. The transcript is spliced from 9 exons. The coding region runs from base 619 to 2190 and encodes 523 amino acids. Gene Ontology annotation, biological process: protein phosphorylation. Lineage: Eukaryota; Viridiplantae; Streptophyta; Magnoliopsida; Lamiales; Oleaceae.
CAUCGAUGAUGGAUUCUUGCACCAUAUCUCCUGUCCAAUGAAUCUUCGGAAAGUACCCACUAGUAUCGUACCGUAUCGACACCAUUUUUUUAUUCCAAAAAUCUGAAUCCUUGCCGGGAAUUGAAGACCAAGAAAAUGUCAGUGCAACUUACAAUUGUCAACAAUUUUCAUGCGUUGAAUGAGGCUAAAAAUGCGACCAAAAAAUUUUGACCAGAGCCCAUCAGUCUGCAAAUCUUCCAACUUCUACCUUGCCUGUAUCGCCCCUCUCUGUAAACUUCCCCCCUGAUUCUUCAUUUGCAUUAUUGUGCCCCUCGAUAUACACAUAUUUGCUGCAUGUUUAUAGACUCUCCCUUCUGUGUAUCAGCAACUUCCAUUAAUCUGGUUUGAUUAUCGACCGGGUUGGAGUCUUUUUCAAAUUGGAAGAAGAACUUUGAUAGGUGAUUGUGGAGACUGAUACUGCUUGAUCAGAGCACUAUUGAACCUCAAAUGAGCAUAUUGAGUUAUUCUAUGACAAAUUAGGCUCAAACUACAAUUCUUUGACUCGGCUAGCUGGGAAGUGUAUGAGUUGCGUGGAGCUUCGUAAUUGAGGAUUCCUCCAUUAAGUUUUGGCCUUGAUAGAUGCAAUAUUUUUGCUGUAUUUCGCUGAAAAUGGCAUUAGUUUUAUUAAGUCUACUGUUGUUGGUGCAAUCACCAAGAAUAUCUGCAUCUGGGUUGUUGCAACAUAGAAAAGCCUGUGGAACAUAUCACAUUAGCUACUUGGGUAAUCCUGAUCGGGAAUUGUUCUAUAUUGAUGGAAAUUUGGUAGAAAAAUAUUUAUUCUGCAAGGCUCUCAGAAUAUAUCACGAGAACCAUUGCUUGGUCACAAGAAAUAUCGGAAAUCAGUAUUGUGGAUUGGAAUUUUCAUUAGAUAAGUUGCCUUUGGAGGUGGGAAGAAAAUUUUUACGAAAUGUGGUUCGAGAAGGAUCUACAGGGCACGAUUUUGAUAAAACAUCUCAGUUGAAAAGGGAUAAAUAUGCUAAUAACCCAAUAUUAACCCCCAAAAUUAUGGCAAUGGCAGCACCAGCUUUCUUUGUUUUAUGUUGUGCCUUUCUUUGCCCUUGCUUUCAAGCAAGAAAGAGGGAACUUGGCCAUACUAUUCUGUCCAAGGAGCCAAAUUCAAUGGAUUCAAUUUCGUCUUUAGAAAUGAGUUCUGUUUCUGAGAAGAUUCCAGCCAGUCCACUGCGAGUGCCGCCUAGUCCUUCAAGAUUUUCCAUGUCGCCAAAACUUAAUAAGGUUGGAAAUGUUCAUCUUUCUAUGAGCCAAGUUGCCAGAGCAACACAUAAUUUCGCGCAAUCGCAAAUAAUAGGCGAAGGAGGGUUCGGAGCUGUCUAUAAGGCCAAGCUACCAGACGGCCUCGUCGUUGCCAUCAAACGGGCAAAAAAGAAGGAACACUUUGAAGCAUUGCGGACUGAAUUUAAGAGUGAAGUUGAACUUCUGGCUAAAAUUGAUCAUCGGAAUCUCGUCAAGCUGCUUGGUUAUGUUGAUAAUGGAGAUGAGCGUCUGAUUAUUACAGAGUAUGUGCCAAAUGGUACACUUAGAGAACAUCUAGAUGGACGGAAGGGAAAGAUAUUGGAUUUCUGUCAGAGACUUGAAAUAUCUAUUGAUGUUGCUCAUGGCCUAACCUAUCUCCAUCAAUAUGCAGAGAAGCAAAUUAUCCACAGAGAUGUGAAGUCCUCGAAUGUUCUUUUGACUGACAGCAUGAGAGCCAAAGUUGCAGAUUUCGGGUUUGCAAGGAUAGGUGAGAUGGACUCUGAGAAAACAUAUGUUUCAACCCAAGUAAAGGGCACAGUUGGUUACCUUGAUCCAGAGUAUAUGAUGACAUAUCAACUCACAUCGAAGAGUGAUGUAUUCUCAUUUGGGGUACUGUUAAUAGAAAUUUUAACUGGUCGUCGACCUUUGGAUUUGAAGAGACCACUCAAUGACAGGGUGACAAUUAAAUGGGCUUUCAGGAUGUAUAAUGAAGGCAAAGUUUUGGAGAUUUUAGACCCUAUGAUGAAGGAAACAGUAGAUAAAGAAAUACUGGCGAAAAUGUUUGGUUUGGCCAUCCAAUGUGUGGCACCUACACGAACUGAUCGUCCAGACAUGAAAUCAGUUGCAGAGCAGCUCUGGGGAAUUAGAAUGGACUACUCGAGAAGCGGAAGGAGAGAUUGACGGGUGAGCAUUGAAAACAAUGUUUAUACGGUGUUGCUAUGGUUUUCUAUUCAAUCAUUAUUCUUUAUGAACAAAGGACAAAUGAGUUAGAACACAUCUUUCUUGAUGGAUACUAGCUUGUGCUAACAAUAUGAAUCGAAGAAUUAAGUUGUUUGUAAUUGCAUUCUUUUUGUCGUCUUCUUUCACUUCCCUUCAACAUUUUUGGGUUACUUUUCUAAUUCAUGGAUAAGGGUGGGAGCGCCAACUUUGCAUUUUCAUGCAAUUCCUGCAGUAUGCCAUGAGAAUUUCUUGUAAAGAGAGGAGAUUAUCAAUGAUUCGACAGUACUAUAUUGUUUAUAUU